Molecule: messenger RNA, 222 nt
Organism: Morchella importuna
Lineage: Eukaryota; Fungi; Ascomycota; Pezizomycetes; Pezizales; Morchellaceae
Exons: 1
Coding region: 1-222 (73 amino acids)
Source: RefSeq, a predicted model, not a curated record
AUGGGGCAUAUUACGGACGGCGAUAUGGCUGUUGAGCACGAAGUUGACGCCGCAGUCUACCAAGACAUGGAAGACGCUACACACCCGGAGGACGGCGACACUGUUAACACAGAGGCAGAAGAGAGGGUGGAUGGGCCUAAGGAUAACUUGGACUGGUUGAGGAACCUCACUGAUGAUGAGGCCUUAGAGGCUUAUGAGUGGUUUGGUCACGAGUAUAUUUAG